Molecule: messenger RNA, 2224 nt
Organism: Chinchilla lanigera (long-tailed chinchilla)
Lineage: Eukaryota; Metazoa; Chordata; Mammalia; Rodentia; Chinchillidae
Gene: Glb1
Product: galactosidase, beta 1
Biological process (GO): carbohydrate metabolic process
Cellular component (GO): vacuole
Molecular function (GO): beta-galactosidase activity
Source: RefSeq, a predicted model, not a curated record
AAUGCUUCCCAGCGGACAUUUGAGAUCGACUACAGCAGGGACCGCUUCCUCAAGGACGGGCAGCCUUUUCGCUACAUCUCAGGAAGUAUCCACUACUCCCGGGUGCCCCGCUUCUACUGGGCAGACCGUCUGCUGAAGAUGAAGAUGGCCGGCCUGAAUGCUAUCCAGACAUAUGUGCCCUGGAACUUCCAUGAGCCCCAUCCAGGACACUAUGAGUUUUCUGAGGACCGUGACGUGGAGUAUUUCCUUCAGCUUGCUCAUAAGCUGGGACUGCUGGUCAUCCUGAGGCCCGGGCCCUACAUCUGUGCUGAGUGGGACAUGGGGGGAUUACCUGCUUGGUUAUUAGAGAAACAGUCUAUUGUUCUCCGCUCUUCUGACCCAGAUUACCUUGCCGCUGUGGAUAGGUGGCUGGGAGUCCUUCUGCCUAAGAUGAAGCCUCUCCUCUAUCAAAAUGGAGGGCCGAUUAUUACUGUGCAGGUUGAAAAUGAAUAUGGCUCCUACUUUGCCUGUGACUAUAACUACCUGCGUUUCCUGCAGACGCGCUUCCGUUACCAUCUGGGUGACGAUGUACUUCUGUUCACCACUGAUGGGGCGAAAGAAGAAUUUCUGCGGUGCGGGACCCUGCAAGGCCUUUAUGCCACAGUGGACUUUGGAGUAGGCGGCAACAUCACAGAAGCUUUCCUGGUCCAGAGAAAAGCUGAGCCAAAAGGACCCUUGAUCAAUUCUGAAUUCUAUACCGGCUGGUUAGACCACUGGGGCGAACAGCACUGGACAGUCAAGACGGAGGCUGUGGUUUCCUCCCUCUCUGAUAUGCUCGCCCGCGGGGCAAAUGUAAACAUGUACAUGUUUAUGGGUGGGACCAACUUUGCCUAUUGGAAUGGGGCCAACACACCCUAUGCAGCACAGCCCACCAGCUAUGACUAUGAUGCCCCACUGAGCGAGGCAGGGGACCUCACUGAGAAGUAUUUUGCUGUACGAAAGGUUAUCCAGAAGUUUGAAAAAGUACCAGAGGGUAUUAUCCCUCCAUCUACACCAAAGUUUGCAUAUGGAAAAGUCGCUCUGAGAAAGUUGAAGACAGUGGAGGGAGCUCUGAACAUCCUGUGUUCCAGAGGGUCCACAAAAAGCCUUUAUCCCUUGACAUUUAUCCAGGUGAAACAGUAUUUUGGGUUUGUGCUGUACCGAACAACACUUCCUGAAGAUUAUGGCAACUCAACACGCCUCUCUUCUCUCCCCUUCAAUGGAGUCCACGAUCGGGCCUAUGUCGCCAUAGACGGGGUCCCCCAAGGAGUCCUUGAGCGAAGCCAUGUGUUGUCUCUGAAUAUACAAGGGAAAGCUGGAGCCAAUCUGGACCUUCUGGUGGAGAACAUGGGGCGUGUGAACUAUGGCAGAUUUAUCAAUGAUUCCAAGGGCUUGGUGUCUAACAUGACCCUUGGCUCUCAUAUCCUUACCAACUGGACAAUCUUCCCCCUGGACACAGAGGAGGCCGUGCGCAGCCACCUGGGGAGCUGGGCUGGCUGUGAUGCUGGCGGCUGUGAUGCUGGCCACCAGGACAAGCACUGUGCUCCCGGCCCAUCUAACUACACACUUCCGGCCUUCUAUGUGGGCAACUUCUCCAUUCCCAGUGAGAUCCCAGACCUGCCCCAGGACACCUUCAUCCAGUUCCCCGGCUGGACCAAGGGUCAGGUGUGGAUUAACGGCUUUAACCUUGGCCGCUACUGGCCAGCGCGGGGUCCCCAGAUGACCUUGUUUGUGCCAAAGCACAUCCUGACGACCUCAGCCCCGAACAACAUCACAGUGCUGGAGCUGGAGCGUGCACCCUGCGGCAGCUGCGGCCCUGAGCUGUGUGCCGUGGAGCUGGUGGACCAGCCGGUCAUCGGUGCACCCGUGACCCAUACCCCUCGACCUGGUUCCUCACACCUCAUGGCUGAACAACGUGGGAUGACUGACCCUUCAGGGUUCUAGCCCUGCACACCCUCCCCGGCCCUUCUUGUCACGCCAGCAUUCGCUGGAGAGCUGCACUGGAGAGUGAGUUAGGGAGUGUGUUUCUACCCAAGAGUACUGCGGCCCUGCUGUGCCCCCCACCAGGGCCCAUCCUAGGUGGGUAAGGGAGGGGUGCCACUGUCAUGCACAGGAGAAGCUGUACAAUUGGAAUAGGAGCUGGAAAGGUGUUCCUGAUUUUGAUUUGGAGGAAUCAUGUCUUUGUAAAAUAAAAUUUGUACUCAAA